AUGCAUUGGUCAAAAGCAACAACAGGUGGUAUAGAUUUUAAAGGAGUUAGAUCACAUACUGCAACUGUUGUUGGAAAUCGUAUUUUUGUGUUUGGUGGUUCCGACAGAGAAGAGAAUUUCGCUGAUUUAUUAAUUUUCGAAACAGAUACAUUAUUUUGGAGUAAACCAGAUACCUAUGGACCAAAAGGAUCGAUUCCAGUUCCUCAACGUGCUCACAGUGCAACAUUGGUUGGAAGUGAAUUCGCUUCCUAUGAACUAGUGAGAAGAGGCAUGACACUACAGAGUGUCAGCCAAUCGCAAUCUUCAACAUCGACAUCAAACACCACACAAUCAUCCGCUUCCAACUCACCACUUUCCUCAUCAACCACUUCACCCGGUGCGAAAACACCUACCAAUUCAAUUCCACAAAAACCAACAGUACAAAGUACUUCGAAACCUGUAUUCUCUAAAAAAAACAAACAAAAUUGUAAUAAAACAUUGUAUAAUAAUACCUUUAUUUAA
Molecule: messenger RNA, 501 nt
Organism: Heterostelium album PN500
Lineage: Eukaryota; Evosea; Eumycetozoa; Acytosteliales; Acytosteliaceae
Exons: 4
Coding region: 1-501 (166 amino acids)
Molecular function (GO): protein binding
Source: RefSeq, a predicted model, not a curated record